GACAGGAAGAACCUUAAAACGUCUUUUUAGUUUGAGGGGUUUCGCUUUGAAGCUUCUAUUUUUCCGCUAUAAAGUGGCGCAAAUGCAGAGCUGCGCAGAUCCGCAGUGCGCCGCUGCGCUGCAGCUUCCGGAGCCUCUGGUGUCGCUGGUGUCACGAUGGAGGAGCAGCAGGGAUCCGCCGCUGCGUGAACACCUCGCCGCCCUGCGUGUUCCCGCCGCCGCCUCGCCAACUUCGCUCUGCAGCGGUGAGAGAGAGGCGCGUGCUGUUUGCAGGUUCGGGCUUGCGCAGUUGAAGAGCGCGCGGCGCCUGCGGAUCACUGCGGGUGUCAUUUCGUUCAGCGGUUUUGGCUCUAGCGGUUCAGCACCGCGGACAGCUCCUCGUAAGAAACCGUGUGUUUGCUUCGUGCUCAGGCCCGAUUACCCAACCGAACCGGAACCGGAGACACCUGAGAGGAGAGGACCGCCGCCAGAAUGAAGCACUUCUUGAGGGUUUUCACGCAGUUCUUCGUGUUCCUCUACUGUAAAUGUCUGUGGAGGGGCCUGAAGCUGGUGGUCCGGAAGUUCACGGGCCGCUGUGAGCUGCAGCGGAUCUGCUACAACAACAAGCCGGGAGCUCGCAGGACUCAGAAGAUUGAGUCGUCCCUGCGUUACUCCAAAAAUGAGCUGAUGCAGUCUGCCCUCAGCAUCCACCCUGACAAGGUGGAGAAGACCGUUGACGACAUCAUGGCCUUGAAGAAGAUCAACCCGGACACCAACCCACAGCUCGGCAUCUCUCUGCAGGCCAGCUUGCUGCAGAUUGUGGGCUACAGGAAUCUGGUAGCGGAGGUGGAGAAGCUACGCCGGGAACCCUACGACUGUGAAAACGCAGAGCACGAGGAAAUGCUGAUGAAGCUCUGGAAGGAGCUGCGUCCCGACACCCCCCUGACCAGCCGCAUCUCUAAGCAGUGGUGUGAGAUCGGAUUCCAAGGCAGCGACCCCAAAACUGACUUCAGAGGCAUGGGCCUUCUGGGCCUGCACAACCUGCUGUAUUUCGCUGAACAUGACAAGUCUGCAGCUCUGCAGAUGCUCCAGGACUCCCUGCAGCCCAAGCACAAGACCACUCACAGAAUGCCAAGCGAGGGGAACAAGCCUGAAUGGGAGCAGAAAAACUUUGACAAAGCUAUCGGAUAUUCGUUUGCCAUCGUGGGCAUCAACAUCACCGACCUGGCCUACUCCCUGCUGGUGAGCGGCGCUCUGAAGACCCACUUGUACAACGUGGCUCCAGAGAUGCCCAACCUGCAGCAUUUCCAGCAGACCUUCUGUUACCUGAUGCAGGAGUUCCAGCGUUUCUGGAUCGAGGAGGAUCCCAGCGACAUCAUGGAGUUCAACCGCGUUCGCUCCAAGUUCCACCGGAGGAUCCUGCGCCAGCUCAAGAACCCAGACAUGGCUCUGUGCCCCCACUUUGCUGCCUCCGACCUGCACCUGGUUAACCUCUAGAUCCACCGCCACCUUUGCUGACCCCACGCGAGUCUCCGCCGGCCGGGUGUUCAGCAGGCCAAUGACGGAUCAGCAAACCCCUUCACACAUUCAGCUGGUUGCUCAAACUGCUGGACACACCCAAGGAGACCCUUUCUCCUCCGCUUAGCACAUCCCAUCCCAGCUAACACCAUGUUUGUCACUGCCAGGAGCUCACAACACACACACACACACAACCAAACCUCAUGUGAGUCUUAAAGUCUGAGUAAAGCAGAAGUAGUGCUUUGAAAACAGAUUUAACUGUUACAGUAAUUUUGCAUUAUAGUGAGUGAAGUCUGACUUUAAUGAGCAGCUCAGCGGUUACCUGUUGAACUGAUGUGACUUCAGCUUUAAAAGUUACAUUUUACAAUACUUAAGUGGUAGAUCAAGGUCCUGCAAGUAUUAGGCCGUAUUUAAACCAUAUUCUUGUUACAUUGAGCAUUGGCUAAUUCUUUGCUCCAUUACUUUAUUUAAGGCUAAAUGUUUUUUUUAUCAACUUAUGGAUCACAUAACCUCAGAACUAAAAAACUGGGUUGAAAUGAUUUUCACUGCAGAAAAGCCCAGCAGAGCCCCUGGGUUAUAGCUAACAGUGUUCUGCUAAAAGGUCUAAAAGUGUUUAACUGAAAGCGCUUACAUCAUUUAGCUAAAAGCGCUUAGCUAAAAGCCUUUAUUCAAAAGCAUUUUGAUAAAAACGCUAAUUAAGCAUUGGGCUAAAACUGCUAAAAGCAUUUACUUAAAAGUGUUUAGCUGACAGCGCUAAAAGCAUUUAGCUAAAAGCAUUUAGCUAAAAGCAUUUAGCCAAAAGCGUCGAGGUAAAAGCGGUUAGCUAAAAGUGGUAAAACCAUUUAGUUAAAAGCAUUUAGCGGAACGUGCUAAAAAUGUUUAGCUAAAAGCGCUAAAAGUCCAUCCAUCCAUCUUCUUCCGCUUAUCCGGGUCGUGGGGGCAGCAGUAAAGAAAGAAAAAGAAGAAGAAAAGUCCCACUUUCUGUCACAAACCUAGGUGUGCGAAAUUUGUUCUCCACAUUUCACCCCUCCCCUGGGGGAGCGUGAGCUGCAGAGGAGUCGCGUCGGGAGGCAGCAGCGUGGGGGAUGUUAAUUGCUCACCAUUGAUGUGGUAAUUGCCCCCAGUACCAUUGUUUACUCCCCUCCGGAUUCCUGCUUGGCAGCCUUUUACCUUACCAACCGAGCUACCCAGCCGCUACAAAGAUGCCCCUCGCCCCGGCCACUUCCUGCAGCUCCUCUGGGGGGACCCUGAGGCCCCAGGCCAGCCGUGAGAUGCAGUCUCUCCAGCGUUUCCUGGGUCUUCCCGGGGGCCUCCACCAAGUGGGACCUGCACGUAACACCUCCUUAGGGAGGCGUCCAGGAGGCAUCCGGACUACAUGCCCCACCUUAACUGGCUUCUCUGGAUGUGGAGGAGAAGCGGUUUUAUUACAUUUUCUGGGGUUUGGUGUCUUGCUCAAGGACACUAAGGAACACCAGGGUUUUAAACUACUGACCAACCAAUUGACAGAAGACUGCUUAAUAUAGUACAGCUAGUCUCUAAGACUCUAAGUUAGAUAAUGGUUCUAGCUUGUGAAAUAUGUCUAAAAUGCUCCAAUAAAACCGUUGUUUUACUCAGACUCUAAACUUCUAGUAUUAACCAUCUAAUGAAUAAUGGGACUCUGUUCUUCAGGGGGUCGGGUCUCUAAAAUCUGAGUGUCAACAUUAAAAGAAUUGAUAAAAACAGAGAAACGCACUGCCUCAACGCCCUCACCACAGCGUCAAACCACCAGCAUUAGAUACGACCAUAGCGAUUGUAGUGCAUGAAGGGGCCGCACCGCAUGAUCAUGACCAGUUAUUGUUGCUUUAAUGAUUGUACCACAGCUUUUACACCUCAGUUAUGAACCACUUUGCUUGUUUUACUAAACCAAAUGUAACUUCUCAACCAAAAAUAUAUGAAAAAAAUCACAAAUUAGAAACACUUAGUUUUUUCAUCUUUCUGCAUGACCUAAAUUGCUUUGAUUUAAAAAAAAAGGAUCAAUGUAUAUAUAAGAAGCUAAAUAGGUGUAAGGUUUACAUUGUAUUGGUUGGCGCUAAUUCAAUCAAAUAUAAGGAAGGAACUACAUUUCAGUGCUUCGUCUUUAUUAGCAGGCAGCUUAGAUUGUCACAAACAUUUCAUCUCUUGGCCAAAAAAAAAAAAACUGAAACAAAAAAAGAAUGAGACGUUUAUCGCAGCAGCUGUUUGUUAGUGGUGAACUCAAACCUGCGAGAGCCACAUGCACAUCAACUAUUUGUCUGCGGGUUUGCAGUUUUUGCCUUCAUUUUGUUACGAUUCUGUUCUGAAUGUUCAUCCGAUUGUGUUAUUGAUUUGUUCACUGAAUGUGACACUGUGUGCCAGCCAAAGCAAUAAUUUUACCUUUGAUUCACGGCUUCUCUCUUUAAAUGUGUUUUUUGUGCCGCGCGUGCCUGAGUACUUUUUGCUUUCUAUCUCAGAGCUGUAAUGCUAAUCACCUAAAGGCUUCUUUGAAUGAACAGUAGGAAGGGCUUCACUUGAACAGAGGAAGAAACGACAGCAAAGGCCAAAAACAGAACAGAGAAGAUGUUGAAUGUUAAAGUUAGAGUCUUGAUUUAUCAGUUAAGACUUUAAUUAAAUGAGUCAACACGUGAUUAAAAACCCACAUAACAAAGAAAAGUGUUCUACAACAACAAUAUAACCUUGAAACUUUCAUACAUUUUGACUGAAAAUAGAUUAAGAACCACUAUUCUGUCUUUCCAAUAAAAAUAACCUUCCCUCUUUUAAAAUAAUGAAGUUAGAAUGAGAGUAAAUCCAACCCUAAUAGGUUACCAUUAUCUUUAUUUUUUAUAUGUCUAUACGUAAUAAUUUGUGGUACCAACUGUUGCAAUUGUAUUUUAAAGUAUUUUUUUUCCGUAGCAACUGACACUUUUUCACAAAUGUUUUAAAGAAUCAACAAUUGAAUUAAGUUUGGAUUUUUAGGACAGGCUUGUUACAAGAAAAUGUUUUUUAAUUACUUUAAAGUGUGCAAACUCAAAAUGUCUGAAAUUAUGUCAUGAGUCUUAAGUAAGAAGUUAAUCCAGUGAACAAAAAACAAACCGUGUACCAUGUAUUUCAAACAACAAUUAUUAAUUUUGCACAAAUAUUUAGUGGUAAAACAUAAAGAAACCAAAUGUGAUUCCCAGUAGAAAAAAGGGUAUUUUAUCAAAAGCAGAACUUUGAUUGUCAUUUGAGCUCUGAGUCACAUUCAUUUCUCAUCAAAUGUUAUCCUAAACAUCCUAAACAUGUGUUCUUCAGUGCUGCUUCUCUUCUACACACGAUCGCUGUGUUUAACGUUGGUUCACAUAAUGCACGACAUCUAAAAUCUGAAGUAUCGCCACCGUUUUACUGCCAUGCCUGCACUGUUGACUGUGCUUCAGUAGACUUGUACCUUUUUAGAUCCUUUAAAUUGAAGGUAAAAGCUCUUUGUCAGUAUUAUUCCGAUGUUUUUUCUUCGAUGUCUGCACUGCUUUCAUCUCUUGCUUGCAGUUUGUAUUUUCUUUGAAGGUAAUAGAAUAGAAAUGUGUUGUGGAAGUAGAUCCAGCAACACUGUAGACAACUUCUGCUUCUACUGCUGCGUGUUGAUCAUUCCAUCUGCUUGAUAUUUUCACUCUCACUCACUGCUGUUGCUCUCUAGAUUCCUUAGUUAAGUAAUCCUGAGUAUUGUUACACUGUGUUUCAAUUAUUCGUGUUGUACUUUUUAAAAGUUCAAGAAAAUAAAAAACUCUAGAAAGUUAA
Molecule: messenger RNA, 5262 nt
Organism: Oryzias latipes (Japanese medaka)
Lineage: Eukaryota; Metazoa; Chordata; Actinopteri; Beloniformes; Adrianichthyidae
Source: RefSeq, a predicted model, not a curated record